Messenger RNA from Styela clava, 1026 nucleotides. Lineage: Eukaryota; Metazoa; Chordata; Ascidiacea; Stolidobranchia; Styelidae. The record is from RefSeq and is a predicted model, not a curated record.
AUGACAACUUGGAGAGUAGUUGGAUGGGCCGAUGAAUCUGAAUGGGAAGCAGUUUACUUUAACUUAUUUUAUGGCGACCGGUAUCAAAUCCGAGCAGCGUUGAAUCAGAUUUCUAUAUGGAGAGCGAGGUUUGCUGGCAGGAUACCUGUAGCAAUCGAAGCAACUGCACAACUUUUUGAAUGCUUUUUACAUGAAGGUGGAUCGAAUACUAUGACAAAGAGACAAUGUAUGUCGACAGCUCUGUCGCAAUUUGUUGGUUUAUUAACUGAACGAAGUCUUAAAACUACGGGUUAUCACACCCCCAUUCAUGUGAGGGGUGAAGAAAUGGGAAUACCGGAAUGGAUUGUGAAUCUGCGUCAUGAAGCUGCACAUGGUUUUGUCCCAUCGUUCUUGAUGUUGGACAAGGGUGUUAAAUUUGCAUUCGAGUGGCUCAAGACCGUGCAUUGGGAGAAACUACACGAGAAACAAAUUAAAAUGACUAGUAAUGAUGAUAAUAAUGGCGAAGAUGUUGUUUCAAUAGAUAGAGAUAUUGUAGCGGUUCUCAGAAAUUGUUUCACAAAAGCUGUUAAAAGAGCAACUCCUAGUAAAACAUUGCCUGAGCUCAAUUCAAUUAUUUCUGUAAAGCAAAAUGGAAAACUCAGGGCUGAACGACUGUAUAUAUUACAAGAAAAACCUUUUGACCCUAAAAAUGAACAAGAUUUUCUGAUCACAAUAGAAAAUUGUAUCGCAGAAACUCGGUCAUGUGAAAUUCAAACUACAGAAUUUUUGGAGAACGAAACUAUUGUGAUUGAUAAUCCAAGUUCGUGGACGUUAUUUAAGGGUGAUAUAGGUGGUCUUCCCAUAGGUUUGAUGCCUGGUCAAGAUAAGACAAUGCUUUGGAAAGAUCUGUCUAGUGAUAGAUUGGAGGCUGCGGAAAAUUUUAUUGACAAUCUUCCCUCAAAUGAUGUUGAGAAAAACAAUUAUUUUCAUGAGGGAUUCAGUGAAAGCCAAAUACAACACUUUGCUAAUGCAAUUGAUUUACUAUAA